Myxocyprinus asiaticus (Chinese sucker) is the source of this 996-nucleotide messenger RNA. RefSeq names its product odorant receptor, family 55, subfamily E, member 1 (gene or55e1). NCBI's taxonomy places the organism in Eukaryota, Metazoa, Chordata, Actinopteri, Cypriniformes, Catostomidae. Gene Ontology annotation, biological process: G protein-coupled receptor signaling pathway. Gene Ontology annotation, cellular component: membrane. The transcript has a single exon. Bases 13 to 996 code for a protein of 327 amino acids. Gene Ontology annotation, molecular function: olfactory receptor activity; G protein-coupled receptor activity. The record is from RefSeq and is a predicted model, not a curated record.
UUUCAAAGUGCCAUGAUUGAAGAACUCCAAAGAGCCAACAUUUCACAUACAAAGUUCAUAUUUAUGGGAUUUCCGGAGACCUACAAAUACAGACGUCUGCUUUCCCUGCCAUUUUUUGUCACUUACAUUUUGGUUGUGGUGGGGAAUUCUUUACUACUCUUUGUGAUAAAAAAUACUGAAAGUCUUCACAGUCCCAUGUACAUUCUAGUGUCUGCUUUAGCAGUUGUCGACAUCAUUGUACCCACAGCCAUUGUCCCAGCAAUGCUUGUUGGCUUUCUCUUUGACUUGAAUGAGAUAUCUUUAGCUGGAUGUUUGACACAAAUGUUUGUUACUCAUUUCUUCUCUUCUGUAGAAUCCACCAUACUUUUAGCCAUGGCUUUAGAUCGCUUUGUAGCCAUUUGCAAGCCAUUGCAUUAUACUGAAAUCAUGAACUCGUCCAUGUUUUUGAAACUGCUUCUUUUAACAUUGAUAAGAAGUGGCACUAUAAUGUUCACUCUUGUCGGUUUAGCUGCAGCUUUGUCUUUUUGUGGGUCUAAUGUUAUUCAUCAUUGCUACUGUGACCACAUGGCUUUGGUUAGUUUGGCUUGUGGUUCAAUAACCAAAAACCAUGCGAUGGGACUAGUUGUGAUCAUCUGUUUUGUGGGAAUUGACAUAUCUGUCAUUUUCUUCUCCUAUGUGAAAAUUUUGCAUGUUGUGUUAGGAACUGCAGCAGGAGAGGAUCGUUGGAAAGCCUUCCAUACCUGCAGCACACACUUAAUGGUUAUGAUGUGUUUUUACUUUGUGGGCAGCAUUACAUUUCUCUCACGGAAUCUUAACAUUCCAAUUCCAAUUGAUGUUAAUACUUUUCUGGGUGUCAUGUAUAUAGUGCUACCAGCAAGUGUCAAUCCGAUCAUUUAUGGUGUGCGGACAAAAGAAAUAAGAAAUGCUUUAUUGAAAAUGUUCAAAAUAAAUAUGAAUAGAGUUUCCAUUGUAAAAAUUUCAACGAUAAAGAUUUGA